Molecule: messenger RNA, 3969 nt
Organism: Paramisgurnus dabryanus
Lineage: Eukaryota; Metazoa; Chordata; Actinopteri; Cypriniformes; Cobitidae
Gene: syt6a
Product: synaptotagmin VIa
Biological process (GO): calcium-ion regulated exocytosis
Cellular component (GO): plasma membrane; exocytic vesicle
Molecular function (GO): SNARE binding; phosphatidylserine binding; calcium-dependent phospholipid binding
Source: RefSeq, a predicted model, not a curated record
GCAUGUCUGCUGUAGGAAAGAGGCAUGAUAUGUUGUGUCAGAAGGCAGUGGCCCUCAUAGUUGACCUAUGCACUCGGGACAGCCCACAGCUGGACCACGACACCUGUGAGGAGUUUCUCUUUCAUAUCUCCAAUCAAGAGUACAACCACAAAGAACCUGACAUCACUGUUGGCGUUCCCAUCGGCGUGAUAAUAGCGUGUGGCUUGGCACUGCUCUUGCUUGCCACAUUUGUCUCCUGGAAGCUGUGCUGGGUUCCUUGGAGGAACAAACCGCUUUCAUCUAGUUCAGCAGCCCUCGCCCCCGAAGACUGCCCUUCGGUUCAGCUACCAUCUCUUUCGCCGAGUCCUCAGCCGUCCGAGGUCGCCAUGGCGACUGAGAAGGAAAAAUAUCCUUUGGCAUCAAUGGGCUUCCUGGAGGCAGCCGUUAAAAUAAGCCAAACAUCUCCUGACAUCCCUGCUGAGGUGCAACGCUCCAUGAGGGAGCACUUUUUGCGGCGUACGCAGCGCAUGCAAAGACAGACCACCGAACCGGCCUCAUCCACCAGACACAGUUCAUUCAAACGUCACCUGCCUCGUCAGAUGCAGGUAAGCAGUCUGGAUCUCGGGGACGACUACGAAGUGGACGAACAACCAACCAGCAUAGGUCGCAUCAAUCCCGAACUCUACAAGCAGAUCGGCACAAAAAACGAAGACUCCAGCAACGGUGAAAGUGGAAAAAACUGCGGGAAGAUUAAUUUUUCUCUCCGGUACGACUAUGAGAAUGAGAUGUUACUUGUUAAGAUACUCAAGGCUUUUGAUCUACCAGCCAAGGAUCUUUGUGGCAGCUCUGACCCUUAUGUAAAGAUCUACCUGCUGCCAGACAGGAAACAGAAAUUCCAGACUCGGGUGCAUCGUAAAACGCUCAACCCCACAUUUGAUGAAUCCUUCCAGUUUCCUGUUACCUACGAUGAGCUGCCUGUCAGGAAACUCCAUCUGAGUGUUUUUGACUUUGACCGAUUCUCACGGCACGAUAUGAUCGGAGAGGUCAUACUGGACAAUCUGUUUGAAGUGUCUGAUCUCUCAAGAGAGACGUCCAUCUGGAAAGACAUUCAGUAUGCUACCUCUGAGAGUGUGGAUCUUGGUGAGAUCAUGUUCUCGCUCUGCUAUCUGCCCACGGCAGGCAGACUAACACUCACAGUCAUCAAGUGCAGGAACCUCAAGGCCAUGGACAUCACAGGAUACUCAGAUCCCUAUGUCAAAGUUUCCCUCAUUUGUGAUGGAAGACGUCUGAAAAAGAAGAAGACUACCACAAAGAAAAAUACUUUGAACCCCACAUAUAAUGAGGCCAUUAUCUUUGACAUCCCUCCUGAGAGUAUGGACCAAGUCAGCUUAUACAUCUCUGUCAUGGACUAUGAUCUAGUGGGCCAUAAUGAAAUAAUUGGUGUGUGUCGUUUGGGGAGUGGUGCUGAAGGUUUGGGUAGGGACCACUGGAACGAGAUGCUGGCAUACCCCCGUAAACCCAUUGCACACUGGCACCCCCUUCUGGAGCACAAGAAGUCUGAAAAAGAGUGGAAAACUAGAACGGCCAGUUUUGACAGUCAGGGGUCUUGUCCCUCCCCCAAACCUCCUGCCAGCCCUUGAUCAGAGCCAGAUGUAAAGCCACAGCCUCGGCAUCUUCACUCUCUUGCCGAUGUCUGUCUGUCUGUCCGAGGAAAAGAAAGAAAGAGAGAGAAAUAUACUCCUGUUAUCCACUUUUCCCUACGGGUUGCUGUGGAUGCUUCCCGAUAACCCUGAUCUAAGAUCAGACCCUGUCAUCUUUGCCCGUUGUUCCUCGUGUUCAGAAUGUUCAGUCCAAGAUCUUCAGUCGGCUCCUGGGGGUGUUGUGCAAACUACUUCUAUAUCUACUGUAGAAUACUCUACAAAGCCAACGUUGUGUUCCUAGAAUAGUUUGGUAUCGUCAGCAGAAUUGUUUCUUCCCCCAGAUUGAAAUGUGACUGUGAUUGUCCUGUAUUCAGUCUGUGUGCAGUAGAACUUUCCACACAACACUGCAGAUCUUUGUGGAUGCGGCUGUUCAGAUCUUGGUUUUUGAAAGCAGGACCAAUCGUCUUGGGAGACUGAGGUUUUGAGAACGUGGGCAGAAUGAUGAAGGUAAAUUAGAGGUUGAAAGAGAAAAAUAAUGUCUUCUGUGGGAAAGCAAAUUAAGAGAUUUGAGGAGCUCAGAUGCAAAAGACGCUACAUGCCAACUCCAUCAGAAAUUAGAUAAUGAUAUUGACCGAAUGCUCAUCAAAAACCUUCACUUCAAAUCCGCUUAAUCACGGCCUCGGGCCAUUCAGAAAUUUAGCUUUGUUGACAGAAUCCGCUAAACGUCAAAUUCCUGGAUGAAUUGGAAGAACGAAAGCGUGUAAAACGACCAUGGAUCACAUUUUAAAUGUGGGUCCCUUUUGAGUACUUGGACCUGAAUACAACACGUAUGCAGCAGUGACAUGGAUCACAGCGCCCCCUUAUGUGUGGUUGAGUUUAUUCAUUUUUACAGUCAUCAUUUGUAAUGUUUCUAGUUGCAUAUGUAUUAUGUAGUGAUUUUGCAAUUGUUUACUAUGUCUUGCCCAAAGAAGUGAAUUUUUUUUAGAAAAGGUGGUUUUUGCCGAAAAAGCUUGCAUGCACUUUGCUGCAAAAAACUAAUUUGUUCAAUUCCAACGAAAUGACUAAAGUGACAAUUGUAUAAAUAAGGCAUUUAAAUAACUGACUAAUAACAUUUCCAUUGCCAUUACUGUGAAAAAACAUAAGAGCCUGUUAAAAAAUGCUCAGUUAAAAGAAAACAUGCAGAUGCACUUUGCAUCUGAACUCCUCAUUUGUUAUCUGCUAAGCUAUGAAAAUAUUAUCUUUAAAAUCCUUGUAUGAAUACAAACUGCGUGAAGGUACGAAGAAUAUAAAAAACAGCAGUUUAUAGAUGUUGUAUAAAUGUUAUAUGUGAAAAAGAGAUUACAUUUUCUCAGAGCACAAGAAUGAAAAGAAAACAGAGAUGGUUUACAUGUAAAAAAAAAACACACAAUGUAGCUGAAUAAAUCUAUUUGAUUACAUGAAUAUUCAUGUGAAUACCAGGAGUACAAAACUGGGCAUUUGAUGUAAGAGUUAAAACAUCUGUCUUGGUUAAUGAGUUUUUCUGUUUGCUGAAAAGGAGGUAAAGCAGAAAAGUACCAUUGCAUUUAAUAGAUUCAAUUACUCUUUGAACCCUCCCAACUUUCCAUUUUAAACAUCUUAUUUAACAUAUUUUUGAGAUGAAAUCUUUUAUUGUGAGUUAAAUUGGACUGUCAAAAUGUUCAUUAUUUUGCUGGAAAAUGUCUGAGGUAAGGAUUGUAUGCCUAUGUUUUUUCCCGCACUGUAUGACAAGAGCAGGGUUGAUAUUUCAUCAAAAAAUUAUGAGGUAUUUAAAAGUAUUCUCCCAGCAGGUUUUAGAUGGUUUGUUUUAUUGGACACCAAUCAAUCAUAUUUUGUUUAUGACAAAUGAUGUGAGGAAAAACAUACAAAUGCAAGUACACACAGUCUAUAUCCAGAACAGCUGUAACGUAGAAAAUAUUGUGAGGUAACAAAAAUCCUUAAUAUAUAUGUAUAAAUUAUCAUUUUAACGAUGCAAUCUUGUUCAGGAAUAAAAUGUAUAUAAUUUAGAGCUGGACAAUGCAGGUAAAAUAAUCAUUAAUGCUACUUUUUUGAGCAAAUUUAUAACCACAUUUGUUUUAUUUUUCUGAUUUGGAAAUAAUCUUUGUCUGAUUGACUGCUUACUGUCAUUGUGUUUUACAUUGCUAUUUACAACAACAAGGAAAUAUAAAUUUAAUGGACAUGUUACUCUUAAAAGGGACACUCAACUUUUUUUGAAAAUAUGCUAAUUUCCCAGCUUCCCUAGAGUUAAACAUUUGACUCUUACCGUUUUGGAAUAAAUUCAGAUGAUCUGCGAGUCUGGCGCUACCACUUUUAGCAUAGCUUAGCAUAAUCCAUU